UCGUUCAACGUGGCCAAAAAUGAAGCUGCUGCGGAUCGGGGCAUAUUUUCUGAUAACCUUGGUGUUCUACUGUUCUGGGAGUGGGUGUGCUGAGUACGUGGUGAGCGUGGAUCGGUUUGUCUUCACUCCCAUAGAUCGGGAGUUGAUUCCUUCGCAGAGCGCCACCAUUGAGCAAAUUGGCAAUCGUAGCUACCUCUCAGGGCACUUGUACUUGGAAAGAUCAGUGGACAAUGUCAUUGCGCUAGCCUCCUUGGAAAUAUCACGUCCAAAUUUGCCACGUGUUCGUCUCUUCAAUUCGAAAUUCGAUCUUUGCGGCUUUUUAAAGAACACAUACAAAAGCAAAUUUCUUCAGCAGUUCCACUACAGAUUCGUAACCUUCACUAAUGUGCAACCGUCUUGUCCACUUAAGCCGCAUCUGAAUUAUACACUAGAGCGCAGCUACUUAGACGAACGCAUUCUGCCCGAGCUGCUGCCCGAGUGCAGCUACUUCUUUAACGUGGAGUUUCGGGAAAAGACCAAGCCACUGGCCAAUUUGCAUAUUUCAGGCCAUUUACAUCCAGUUCUUAAUAAGAAAAAGGGUCCAAAGAAUCGCGUGAAAACAUAA
This is a messenger RNA of Drosophila navojoa, 604 nucleotides long. RefSeq lists its product as uncharacterized. Lineage: Eukaryota; Metazoa; Arthropoda; Insecta; Diptera; Drosophilidae. The record is from RefSeq and is a predicted model, not a curated record.